AUGGCCGGCCGGCGCCCGGGCAAGCGUCCGGCUGCUCGCGGCACGGCCUUCUACCCCCGGAAGCGCGCAAACACGGCCUGCCAGGUGUGCAGGGCGCGCAAGACAAAGUGCGACAACAAGAAGCCCGCCUGCAGCUACUGCGUCAGCGUCGGCGCCACGUGCAUCCAGUCGCCCGUCGACCUGUCCAGCUUCGACCCCGCCAGCCUGAAGAUCCUCGAUCGCAUCGACGAGCUGGAGCGCCUGCUGCGCCAUGCCGUGCCCAUCCCUGGAGCUGGGCCUGGGCCUGGGCCUGGAUCCCUCAAGCACGCCGAUGACAACGACGUGCACAUCACCAGCCUGCUGCCCCAGCGUGUGGAUCAUAUCCUGCAGUGGCCAGUCUUCUACAAUUCCGGGUCCCACCACCACUCGCCAGCUUCGUAUCGCGCCCCUCCCGAUGCCAUCGCAACCCCUCCUUCUGGCUCAGGCUCUUUGGCCGGCCUUAUCGACAUGGACUCGCACCGGAUAUACCGUCUGCUGGACAACUUUUUCCUCCAUAUCCACUGCAAGAACCCGAUUCUCGACGAGGUGCUGGCCCGUCGCAUGGUUCUGAAUGCUUUUCUCGACGGUAUAGACUGGUCUCCUGCCUCUUGCCUAGCCCUGAUUAUAUGUGCCCUCGGCUGCAUCGCCACGCCCUUUGGCCCCAGCGGGGAGACCAAGCUGGGCACCCAGACCUAUAAUGACUCUCAAAUCUUCUUCCAAGCGGCCCAAAAGCGCAUUGGCAUCCUGCUCGUGCGCUCCGACAUCGUCGGCGCGCAGUGCCUGUUCCUCUCGGGCAUCUACCUGAUGAUGGUCUUCCAGCCCGUCUACGCCUGGCGCUUCUUCUCCCAAGCCCUAGCCGCCUGCCAGCACUUCCCCUUCCUAGCCCGCGCCCAGAACCUCAACGCCUCGCUCGACUCCAUGGAGAUGGGCCGCCAAGACACGCAGGAGCAGGCCGUCUAUUGGUCGGCCUGGAAGUCUGAGCGAGAGCUGCGCCAGGAGCUGGACCUUCCCGAUUUCGACAUCCUCCACUCUGGCAGCACCUUGUAUCCGCCCUUCUUCCCCGCGCCGCCGGUAGCCCCGGCCGAAUCCCCGGACGGGCCCGACUCGGAGACGCAGCGCGCGCGCGCCGCCUGGCUGUUCUACCUGGCUGAGAUCUCGCUCCGCCGCCUCACCAGCCGGCUGUCCAGAGAGGUGCUGGACCUGCGGGCAAAGUACACGUCCGACGCGGCGCUGCUCGACACGCUGCUCGACAUGAUGCCCGAGUACGAGGCCCAGAUUGGCGAGUGGUCCGAGAGCCUGCCCGCCGACCUCUCCAUCCACACGCCCGUGGAGGAGGACGGCAUCUGCCGGUCAGUCCUGCGCGGCCGCAUGAUCAACCUCUUCGAGCAGCUCUACUGGCCCUUUGUCAUGGCCAGCAUCAGCGCCCACAUCGCCCGCCGCCCUGUCAAGCCGGCCGUGGCCGACUUCGCCAAGCGAGGCCUCGAGACGCACAUGCACCAGGUGCGCGUCAACAAGCCGGGCUUCCACCACCGCCACCACGGCGGCAUGUUCAUGAUCCGGGCGUGCACGCGGAGCGCGCUGGUGCUGCUGGCGGCGGCCAAGGCUGGGUGCAGCAUGCCCACCGACUGGGAGGAUUCCGUCUACAAGACGGUGGGCAUGCUGGCGUACUGGGAGGACGAGGACAGGGACUUGAUACACUGGCGGGCGACGCUGGAGCGGGAGCUUGCGUUGACGCGGCAUGAAUGAAGCGUUACCAAAACGAUACCUUUUUUUUUUUUUCCAGUUAUUUCUUUUCUAAUGAUGGCAAGUUAUCUCUAUAUAUUUUGUUACUGAUAGCGGCA
Messenger RNA from Trichoderma asperellum CBS 433.97, 1859 nucleotides. Lineage: Eukaryota; Fungi; Ascomycota; Sordariomycetes; Hypocreales; Hypocreaceae. The record is from RefSeq and is a predicted model, not a curated record.